Messenger RNA from Benincasa hispida (wax gourd), 1344 nucleotides. RefSeq names its product homeobox protein 22 (gene HB22). Gene Ontology annotation, molecular function: transcription cis-regulatory region binding; DNA-binding transcription factor activity. The record is from RefSeq and is a predicted model, not a curated record. Gene Ontology annotation, cellular component: nucleus. Gene Ontology annotation, biological process: regulation of DNA-templated transcription; regulation of developmental process. NCBI's taxonomy places the organism in Eukaryota, Viridiplantae, Streptophyta, Magnoliopsida, Cucurbitales, Cucurbitaceae.
AAAAAUUGAUGGCCACUCUCUCAUCCCCUCUCUUAUCCUUUCUUUUCUCCCCUCUUUAAAUUAUAUAUUUUUUAUUAUUCUCCAAAAGGGUUAACUUGAAAACCCCCCCAAAAAAUUACUUUUUUAAUUUUUUAAAAAAUAUUUUGUUGUUUUGUUUUAUUUAUAAACACAUCUGAAGAAGAUAUACAGAACCCAUAUUUUGUUUUGUUUUAAUCUAAUCUCCGGCAAAAGAAAGUUUUCAUUUUUAAUUUUUUUUUUCAAAAAAAAAUCGAUUUUUUUUGGGGAUUCUUCAAAAAUGGAAUUUGACGAGGAGAACGACGAUGAAAUAAUGGAAGAGAUGCCAAUCGCCACUCACCACUACGACUCGCUCAGUAACUCAGCUUCAACUCGGCCCAAACACGGAGAAGGUUCAUCGGCGGUGAGAAAAAGCAGCAGCAGCAGCAGCGGAGGGAGUAAUAUUAGAUAUAGAGAGUGUUUGAAGAAUCACGCCAUCGGAAUCGGCGGACACGCGGUGGACGGUUGCGGCGAAUUUAUGCCGGCGGGAGAAGAAGGGAGUAUAGAUGCACUAAAAUGCGCCGCCUGUAACUGUCACCGGAAUUUUCACCGGAAAGAAACGGAUUCAGAUCAAGGACAUUACUAUUACCAACAACAGCAGCUACAAAUUUGUUCAUAUCGUGGGCCCACCCCGCACCCAUCUGCUUACGUGUACUUAAGAGGAGCCCCAGUUCAACCAAGGGCGUUGGCGUUGCUGGCGGCGGGGAGGGAGGAGGAUGAUACGUCAAAUCCGAGUAGUAGUGGCGGAGGAGGCGGCGGCGGCGGAGGAAGUGGAAGUGGGUUGUUGAAGAAGAGAUUUAGGACAAAGUUUAGUACAGAGCAAAAGGAGAAAAUGUUAGGGUUUGCGGAGAAAGUUGGAUGGACAAUUCAGAAACACGACGAGGCUGACGUGGAACGAUUCUGUACGGAAACCGGAGUCCGUCGGCAAGUACUUAAGGUGUGGAUGCAUAACAAUAAGCAUACUUUGGGGAAGAAACCCUAAAUUUAAUUAGGGUUUUGUUUCAUUUUAAUUUGGUGAGUUUAAUUAGCAAUGGAUUAUUAUUAUUGAUCUUCUUCUUUCUUCUUCAUGAUGAUUAUGAUCAUGUUCUUUAGUGCAUUGUUGAAGAAAAAUUCCCAAUUUAGGGGUUGAAAACUAGGGUAGAUUAACUAGGGGCUUUUUUUGGGAUGAGUUUGAGUAGUUUUGAAGUUUUUUGGGGGGAAGGUAUGAAUUUGAUGAGGAUGAUGAUGUUAAGAAUUAAAAAAUGAAUUGCACACACCAUUUAUUAAUGGGGUUGUGUUGAAAAUUUGAAA